Fusarium graminearum PH-1 is the source of this 783-nucleotide messenger RNA. RefSeq lists its product as uncharacterized. The record is from RefSeq and is a predicted model, not a curated record. The transcript has a single exon. The coding region runs from base 1 to 783 and encodes 260 amino acids. NCBI's taxonomy places the organism in Eukaryota, Fungi, Ascomycota, Sordariomycetes, Hypocreales, Nectriaceae.
AUGGUGCGAGCUAAGAUUCUUGCUACAGUUUUGGCUGCUUGCCUUGUUAACAGUGUCAAUGCCGGUGCUUGCAAACCCAGAUCAUCAUUUGUUACCGAGAGCCAGCCAACCUUGAGUACAAUUUCUUCCGCUACACUCAGUAUGGCGACCGAAACGUCAAUUAUCGCGGAGACAUCCACAGCAUCUGAAACAUCUAUCCUUGCCGUCACCACAACAUCUCAAUUCCCUGAGCUGUCAUCUACCACGGCCUCAGCAGCACCAGUAGCUCCCGUCUGUGGCCAGUAUGGCACUUGCUCUCCUAGCAGCGAUGGAUGCAGAUCUCGAAUCGCCGGAAGCUCUCCACUCUAUCUCGGAGAAUGUCAGGAUCUUUGUCGCGCCGACGCCAAUUGCAAGUCUAUAAUAUACAACACCCGCCAAGGAGAUUGCUUUCUCAUCUCAAAUGUUGCCCAAGACGCGGGAUUCUAUCAAGAUUCUUCCACUGAGUCUGUCUGGUACGACAACAGUUGCGAGAUCGAGAAGCGGGAGCCCGAUCCCAUCUGCGGUGCUUACGGGGACUGCAACCAAAGCAAAUGUAACCCAGUAGCACAGCAGGGCUCCUUCACAGCCAUGGGCUGCCAGCAGGCGUGCUCCGCUGAUGAGAACUGUGGCUCAUUUGCCUUCUUCCCUACUUUUAACGGCUGCUACUUUCUUUCCAAGUCUCUGUUCAAAUCCGGGUUCUAUACGAAGGAGACGUCGCUGGGCUGUUGGUUUGACCGCGUCUGCGUCAUCCAGGAAAUUGAUUAA